Molecule: messenger RNA, 991 nt
Organism: Pipistrellus kuhlii (Kuhl's pipistrelle)
Lineage: Eukaryota; Metazoa; Chordata; Mammalia; Chiroptera; Vespertilionidae
Product: GRB2-related adapter protein
Exons: 5
Coding region: 70-723 (217 amino acids)
Molecular function (GO): protein binding
Source: RefSeq, a predicted model, not a curated record
AGCAGAGGAAGACGGGCCUGCCUGCGAGGAAGCAGGAAGCCGCGGGAGCCGCAGCCGGGCCGGCUCAGGAUGGAGUCCGUGGCCCUGUACAGCUUCCAGGCCACCGAGAGCGACGAGCUGGCCUUCAGCAAGGGCGACACGCUCAAGAUCCUGAACAUGGAGGACGACCAGAACUGGUACAAGGCUGAGCUCCGGGGCGCCGAGGGCUUCAUUCCCAAGAACUACAUCCGGGUCAAGCCCCACCCGUGGUACUCGGGCCGGAUUUCCCGGCAGCUGGCGGAGGAGAUUCUGAUGAAGCGGAACUACCUGGGAGCCUUCCUGAUCCGGGAGAGCGAGAGCUCCCCAGGGGAGUUCUCCAUCUCUGUGAACUACGGGGACCAGGUGCAGCACUUCAAGGUGCUGCGGGAGGCCGCAGGCAAGUACUUCCUGUGGGAGGAGAAGUUCAACUCCCUCAACGAGCUGGUGGACUUCUACCGCACCACCACCAUCGCCAAGAAGCGCCAGGUCUUCCUGCGGGACCAGGAGCCCCCGCUCCAGCCGCCGCGGGCCAGCUUCGCCCAGGCCCAGUUUGACUUCUUGGCCCAGGACCCCUCCCAGCUCAGCUUCCGCCGCGGCGACAUCAUCGAGGUCCUGGAGCACCUGGACCCGCACUGGUGGCGAGGCCGGUUCUGCGGGCAGGUGGGCUUCUUCCCCCGGAGCUACGUCCAGCCCGUGCACCUCUGACCGAGCCCGCAGACCACCGGCCACAGGACGCUGAGUCCAGAGAGACCGUGGACGCCCCUCCGGGCCCCGGGCUGGGCCCAGCCUCGGUAGGGACGCGGCCUUGGACGGCCCAGCCCAGCCCACUGCUCCACACGAACCCAGGGGGCUGCCCAGGUGCCACAGACACACAAUGUGCAGUGCCUGCCGAGCAAAGGCGCUCCCGGUUCCCGCCCGCCUCUCCGCACUGGUCACCAGCACUGUGACACCCGUCAGUGCCCCACCCCCUGGG